This is a messenger RNA of Rosa chinensis, 1613 nucleotides long. RefSeq names its product beta-1,2-xylosyltransferase. The record is from RefSeq and is a predicted model, not a curated record. Lineage: Eukaryota; Viridiplantae; Streptophyta; Magnoliopsida; Rosales; Rosaceae. Gene Ontology annotation, molecular function: glycosyltransferase activity. The coding region runs from base 144 to 1079 and encodes 311 amino acids. The transcript is spliced from 3 exons.
CUCCAAAAAGACUCCAUUUUUCAGAGAGAGAGAAAGAUAGAAGCAGAGAGAGAGAGAGAGAGAGAGUCUGUGAGCCAUGAACAAAAACUCGUGGCUCCUGAAGAUCGUGGUGUUCCUCUUCGCCCUAAACUCGCUCUCUCUCUAUGAGGGAGCUGAUCGGGUCGUGCCCAGCAAAGAGUUUCAGUGCAGUGUGUCUAUACUUGCAGUGGAUUGAGGAGCCAACGCUUCUGGUGAAACGGUUUGAGUAUGCAAAUGUUUUCCACACAUUCACGGAUUGGUAUAGCGGUUAUGUAGCUUCCAGAGUCACUGGCUUACCUAGCCGGCCUCAUGUUGUCUUUGUAGAUGGCCAUUGUAGGACACAAUUGGAAGAAACAUGGAAAGCGUUGUUCUCUAGCAUUAGAUAUGCGAAAAACUUUAGUGGUCCAGUUUGUUUUCGUCAUGCUAUUAUGUCACCUCUUGGAUAUGAAACUGCAUGGUUUAAGGGGCUCACUGAAGAUAUAGCGUGUGAGGGAGCUUCUGCACCAGAGCUGUGGCAACACCCUGAUGACAAGAAAACUGCACGACUGUCUGAGUUUGGAGAAAUGAUUAGAGGUGCUUUUGGAAUUCCAGUGCAUAGGCAGCGUAUUGAGAAGCAAGCCUCAGGUCUCAAUAUCCUUUUUGUUCGCCAUGAAGAUUAUCUACCGCAUCCACGUCACGGUGGUAAAGUUGAAUCAAGGUUAAGCAACGAACAAGAAGUCUUUGAUGCCUUAAAGUGCUGGGUGUCGAAUCACAAGGAAUGCAAAAUAAACUUAGUGAACAGAUUGUUUGCACACAUGUCGAUGAAAGAACAAGUCCGGGCCAUUCAAGAUGCUUCUGUUAUUAUUGGUGCUCAUGGUGCAGGUCUCAUGCAUAUAGUAUCUGCAUUGCCGAAAACCGUGGUUCUGGAGAUCAUUAGCAGCCAAUAUAGACGGCCACAUUUUGCUUUAAUUGCCCAGUGGAAAGGGUUGGAAUAUCAUGCCAUUAGUCUUGCGGGUUUGUAUGCCUCUCCGUCAGUUGUUAUUGACAACCUUAGCCGUAUACUGAGGACCCUUGGGUGCUGAAAACCAUUUGGUUGGAAGUUACUUUCUUCCAUCAGGUUUGAUUUAUGUACCACACCAUGUCUGUUUCCUCAGGAAUGCUAACACUAUAUUACACGGUAGAUCAAACUUAUCUUAGUCAAGAUAGAUAAGUUAACACUUCUUGGACUCUAAUUGACUUUCCCAUAGUUGGUUGAGAAUUAUAGUUAGGGUGCUUGAGCAAUGGUACGGGAAGAUGUAUGCCCUUUGAAAAGCAUAUGAGCAUUGUGGCAAAUUAGCUGACUUGGAUCAGGAAGCGUCCAAUUAUCAGCGGAAAGGUAUGAACAGUCUGUACUCUGUGGACAGUAGAACAGUGUGUGCAUGUAUGUUAAGUUACCUUGACACCCAAAAUCAUUUUAUUUGUUAGUUCACUGGUUCAGGAACACAACCUGACAGGUUGAGGCCUGGUUUUGCUUGUAUACUGAUUCUUUCUUACCAUCUUCUUGUACAAUAGAUCAAUGCAUGUAUCCAAUUUUUUAUCAGAAACCUUAAUGCAUACAAAAUGCUGUUUCCUUUUUA